Messenger RNA from Pocillopora meandrina, 6945 nucleotides. NCBI's taxonomy places the organism in Eukaryota, Metazoa, Cnidaria, Anthozoa, Scleractinia, Pocilloporidae. The record is from the annotation of a GenBank genome assembly.
GCCACCGGAAUGCGGAAUUUUUGAGAACAAUAAUUAUUGUCGGCAUGGAAGUACAAAAGGUUAAGGAUAUAUUAUAUAUUUUAUGCUCCGUAAGGGUGAUACAUGAAAGUUUUCUCGUAUUUCUACACAUCUGGAGAUCUAACGAAGCAUAGUUUUGCCGUCAAAACGAACUGAAUGACCAACCUCGCGGAAGGAGAAGAGGAAAGGCAACUUCGUUUUGGUGAGUAAAGUUUGAUUGCCUUAGAACGUAUUUUAAUAAGUAAGAUAGUGGAGAAAAUGAACAUUCAGAUUGCACUUUGAGCCCGGCGACCCAACUCAAACCACUAAUGAAGAGGUUUCUGCACUAAAAUCAACGGAAUAUUAUCGCAAUUUCUGUGAGCAUGCUUCGGCAUAAAGCCUUGUGGGACAGAGAGCUGUGAAAAUCACUUCCAUGUGGACGUAUGCAACCUACAGCAGUUGCAUCUUGAAGAACUGAAUUUCGCGGUCAGCAGGAGAACUCUUAAACAGAAGACACGCUCUCAGACACGUUCCCGUAAAAACAGAAGACACGCUCUCAGACACGUUCCUGUAAAAACGUACAUGUUGCUUGCUUCCUCUCUUUAAACCGGUCGGCCAACAUAACCGCAGCCAUUUGAUAUCAACCUUGUCAUCUCAUCCACGCCUUAUGCUCUGUCAUACAAGAAGGAAAUGCUUUAAAACGGAUUUUCCCUCUUCUCACGUGUGGUUUACCUUGCUUGGAAAGACCUUUUGGUACAUGGCCCGCGGUCAUGAAAACAAACGGGAACAAAAAGUGAAUUUUCCACUACACGAGGUAACAAACAAGGAAAAUUUUCGGACCAAUUAGAGUUACGCAGCGAGAAGGGACAGCGAAUAAUUCAACACGUUUUUCUCGAAAUUAGAACAAAAAUAGCAGAAAAGUAAAAUGUAUCCAUCGCUCUUUUGCUCCAGCAAUUCUCUUCAUGAUAAAAUCCAUCGAGGUCAUACAGAUGAUAUAGUUUUAUUGUCUGUGAUUCAAUCAACGGACAUUUCAAGUCUGGUUCGAUCAACUUCUUCUAGCGCUGGCCAAAUUUUCCCCCUAGCUCUGCACAGGGGCAGACAGCAACACUCAUCACUAUUAACUCACUACUUCAAUCCAUGGUGAAAGAAAUUUUAAACCUCUGAAAAAAGUUUGAUCUUCACGUGAUUGCAGGCAACUCAAAGUUCAGUAUAAAAUCCAAAAGUGUCUUUAAUUCCAGAAGAAAUAGUUAGCUACAUCGUAAAUAAAACUUAAAACUAAUAUAGACUCAUUAUCAUUUUGAUACCUCUCCAACUCAAGUAAGGCUACAGAUAUGGUUUGUGUCAACGAUUGACAGGGAAGUAUUGAAUUUAAGUUACCUUAAUUAAUUAGGGUUUAAGAAAGGCUAGAAUGUUCUGCUGAAAACAAAUUGAUGAGUCUUUUUGUAUGUUGCUUAAAAGCAGAGAGUCAUAGAGCAAAACGAGUAAACAUUUUCUAAAAAUAACCAAUGGAACGAACUUUCCUGCCUCGCAGCUGGUUAAAAUUUUCCUAGUGCAUUCCAAUGAAUAUCAACUACAGAGUUCGAAUUUGCGGCUUUUCAAAUCUAUUUUCGUUGAUACAAAAGAAGUUUAGUGUUAUGCUUAAAACAUAAUGUUUAAAUAAUGAAAUUGUGAAUGCUUGUUUCUCAUGCAGCAUAAACCCGCUGGUUACAAAUGGAAGACAAAACCGACUCAAAACAAGAAGACAAAAAAGAAUACUGUGGGGGAAAUGGUUAUUGUCUGAUCGACGAGAGAACUCUAAAUUUACUUUUAUAUGGUUCCCGCGAAGUCAGAGUUAUAGACGUGCAGAAACUAAAACGGAAGGUUGAAGAUGAACAAGGUACGAAAACAGCUUGUUAACAUCACGGUAAAACCAAUUAUUUAUCAAGUGCGCCUAAAAAAAUGGCUAAGAACAAUAUCACUGAUAUUUUUGAUACAGGAGGGAAUUUGACUCAGCUCUUAAAACUACCAUAAAGCAAUACAAGCCCGUUUCUACUUCCAAAUAAAACCGCACCAUUUACCAAAUGUUUCGAAUCAUACGUAGACCCUCAAGCAUUCAUAAAAAUAUUCGAGAUAGCAUUGAUAAAGUUGUUAUUCUCUUUUGUUGACAUUGAAUUAAUUUAAUUGUUCCAAAAAUUUCCGCUUUCACUGUUGUGUUUACGAGGUUUUUAUGUCCGCCCUGAGUAAUUACCCCAAAAAAUUUGCAUGGGCAGAGUAAUUUAAGCCAAUAUAUACCCUUGUGUGUAUUGUUCACUUGCACUUUCCUUUAUCUAGAAGCAAUACUUUUCGGAGGGAGUGGAAACAUUUGAUACUCUGCAAAUCCUAUGCAAUAAUUUUAUCGACGAGAAAUCACGUGAAAAGGAAAACGUCUAGUUUUCUGUCAAUCUUGAGGUUUCCUGACGAUGAAUGUGUCUUUGUAUUUGACAAUUAUUACAUAAUUUUAUUCAUUGGUAUCCGAGCCACAAAUUAAUUGUUCAUUUUCCAGACCUUUUUUUAAACUACAACGGUUGUCAAUAUCCACAGAGUGCAUUUAAGUCAGAAAAGCUCAGGUUCCGGUGAAAGGUUUUAGAAAAGGGCUUCUUUUGAAACGCAAGUAAAAUACAGAUCGGAAAUGAUCUUUCACGUUGCGGUUUUGGUCAGUUGGAUGUUGUCAUGUAGAGUCUGUUUAUUCUGUAAGUAAGGCUUUGAAUAAGCACGUAACAGAUCCACACUUGAUAUGACAAAAUUCUUAGCGUUAUUCAUAGCACCAUUUCUUUAUUCUUGUCCUUGUCGAUAAGCUCUGAUCUUGAUUCACCUUACGGGGUGAAUCAUUCGAAGUAUAGAGGCUCUAGUAUUCAGGGUCAUGCCUAGCUCCCUCCAAUCACUCUACGUGAUCUCGCACUGCUGUAUUUUUCAUGGCAUCUGACGGGCACUUGACUAUGACAUAGAUGAAAGUUUCGGAGCGCUCAGCCUCAAGCUAAAUGUAUCUUUGUUGCAAGCUACCUUAUGAGGAACAGAUACUUAACAGUACAACUGCUCAUUCAAAAUAGUCCUCCCUUUCAAUUAUUCAAUCGAUUUUUCACAGGAGGUUCGUCUUCCAAAAAACAGAACAUUACCGAUGACCAUGAGAAGCCUCGGCUCACAAACGCCAUUAGAUCAUUCCCGGAUGAAGUGCAUCUCUGUAGAUCGAGUAUUCCUGGUGCUGGUUAUGGAGUGUGCGCGAAAGAGCACAUUCCGCUGGGCACAUGGAUAGGUCCGUAUGAAGGAAGCCGCCUGCCCGCCCGAAAUUUUCCUUCAAAUUAUGAAACAGGAUAUCUAUGGGAGGUGAGAUUUGAAAAAAAAAUUGGGCUUCAAUCUGAAAAGUAAUUCUUCUUGAAAUAUUUUCAUAUCUUUCUCCUUUUCGGAGUUGCUACAUUUAUUUGUCUGUAAAUAGAUCUUGACAUGCUUGAGUCUAAAUAUAACUUUAAUAUAAUUUAGAAAACAAUUAUGAAAAGGUGAAAUAUUCUAAAGAUAUAUGUCCUCUUAUGAGCUUCUGAUAUUGUAUGAAGGUGUCUUCUUAUGGAUAUAUUCUGUAUCAAAAAGAAAUUGACCGAAAAUGUGCGUUUAUUUUGAGCAUAACAUUAUUAUGAGUAUACGCAUCUCUGAAGAAACUAAAUACACUGACUUCAUACCAAAAAUCUAAAAGAUUGAGUCCUCCAUAGAGAGAUAUCUAACUUCGAAAAAUUGAUAUUAAAAUAUUGGGAGAAAAAUGGUUUAGUUUUAUUUUAGGACUUGGAAAUAAAUCACAGUGCGGUAAUCCAGUAAGUUGCAGGGGAGGGGAGGGUUGGGAGUUGAACUUGGAAGCACCAGAUGGCAAGUGAAAUACUUUAACUUCUCGGUCACGUUGCCUCCCGUCCUCUUACUUCGUUUUACUUGCCCAACCUGAAGAAAAAGUGAAAUGCUGAAUAUUUAAAUUCUUGCUUCAUAGAUCUACAAAGAUGGCCGACUAAGUCACUAUAUUGACGGACGCGAUGAAGACAACUCCAGCUGGAUGCGAUUCAUUCAAUGCGCACGUCAUGUAAAGGAGCAGAAUCUAUAUGCUUUUCAAUACUGUGGCAACAUUUUUUACCGGGCGUUUAAGGAGGUCCCCCCCGGGACAGAAUUACUGGUUUGGUACGAUGAAAAAUAUCCACAAUUUCUUGGAAUUCCUCUUGGUAUACAGGACUAUGAAUUCUUCAGAGAAUCUGGUAAGGCGGUGUUGAUUUUUCAAUUCACCUUAAAAUAAGUUUUUUUGGAUCUUCAACAACGGGUUGAAAGAGAACUGGGUAAUGUUUCAGUUGAGAAUGAUUUGCAAAGUCUUGUUUUCUAGUAAGUCGAACUAAAAAACUAAAGCGAAAAGAUGUAAGCAUUGUCACAAACGGAGAAUUAUUAUUCACUGUUUCCACUAUGCUGUGAUCAAAACCACCAGGAUUUGUAUACAAUAUUAAUACGAGUGCAAUUUGAUUUUCAUAAGCCCCAAUAAAAAGACAACAAAAUUGCACGAGCCCGUUGGGCGAGUGCAAUUUGUGAUCUUCGAAAAGUUUACAAAACCUUAUUACAUCAAAUUGCACGAGAAAUCAUGUCAUUACUUGUUAAUAAUUUACAUGAAAAACGCAUCACAGUAAGUCAAGACGGACGAAAUUUGGCAGUGCGUGUGCUAUUUGUAAUUUGCACUCGUGUUACAUGAAAAAUACAUUCGUUUUCAGCCACUCAAACGCGCGUAAUUUUUUCACGUAUAUUAUUAAGUGUGUAGAUCGAAGGCGCUGAGCAUAACUUUUAUUUGUUUUAUCUGUUUUGAGUGACAAAGUGUCCUAAACUUUAUUUUAAUGACCGUAUGAAAGAUGCUAAGAGUUUAUGAAUCCUCCGAAUGUGAACCCCAUAACUUACUCUCACCAUGGUUUGUAAAUUAAGACCGCUCGACUGCAAUUUCACAUUUAGCUUUCCUUUUUUAUUCACAGUGUCAUCUUCCAAUACCCAAAGCUCUCCAGUCUGCAGUUCCGCCAGUUUGUUUGUUGACCCAGUGACACGGUAUCCAAAAACCCACGGUUUUCAAGAAUCACAUGAUAAUCCUAAUACGGGUAGUUUUAGAUUCCCUUCACCACGUGAGCCGCCUCCACGCUUCGUACGCCCCUCAAGCAGUGCGGGUAAUGUUUUCCCGCGAGACAAGCUUGGCACUUCUGGAAUUAGAGGUGGUCCUAGUUUCGCUGCAGGCUCAGUUGAAAGUAAAAUGAUUGAGACAGAUUUAACCGCAACGACAACAGUUGAUGGACAAUUUUUCAGGAACUUUUCGCAAAUACCUGCGCCCAGUGGUAACAAUUUUUAUUCGCCGCAAAUAAAGAACAAGGACUCGCAAGAAAAAGUUGUGAAAACUGAAAAUUCAACCCGAGGGUAUAUGUCUGAUAAACAUUGGGAACGGCAAAGAGAUGAGGAUCCCUUGUCUAAUAACGAAAGAAGACUUCCAGCAAAAAUAAACGCUCUGCGUGAAAUGCCGCCAUUACAAUUCUUCGAUAGUGAGUACUAAAUUUAUUCACUUAAAAAAAAAGUUUCCACACAGGGUCGAUUUAAUAAAAUUAGUGUUACUUAUGAAAGCCCUUUGCUGAAGCAGGUGACCCGUUAUUUGCAGACCUACGUGUUUCACAGAAACUCUAACUUGCUUUCGACGCAUAGAAAAAAUAUGUUUUCUAUAAAACGAGUGCUUUUUCCAAAAGCCAUAUUUUAAAGCGUGUUAGGCCAGAACGUAACUUCCCAUGAGUUAAUGUAUUGGCAUGCCUCUUGUUAAUUUAAUACUUAAGAUAGAAACGCCCAACUGUGACUUUUCCAGAUGAUCAAAAACAUUCUCCUCGCACGAAUGAAGGACAAGCUCUAAAGCGAAAUGGAGAUGGAGUGAAGAGUGUAAUGCCAGCGCUUCGUCCUGCUAUGCCUCCGCUUCUCCACACACCGCAAUAUCAUGAACACUUAGGAACAAACAUAUCAGGAAUUUCUCUGUCUCCGGAUGAAUUUGGUAUGUGGAGGUGCCGGCAGUGCUUAAAGACUUUCACUCAGCGGGUUCUUCUUCAAAUGCAUGAGUGUUCCCAGACCCCUGAUAAACCGUAUCAGUGCGGCCAGUGUACGCUUUCAUAUGGGACGCCGUCGGAACUCAGAAGUCACGUGGACACGCAUACCAAUGAGAAGUUGUUUAAGUGCGGGUUCUGUUCGCGCUCUUUCUCAGGGGCUACCACCUUAAACAACCACAUACGCACCCACACCGGUGAGAAGCCAUUCAAUUGUGAGAAAUGCCGCAAGACAUUUUCACAAGCUAGUCAUUUAGCGAGACAUCAGCGAGUCCCUGGGGACUGUGUUCCCUGGCAGAUGGGAUAGAUUAAAAUUCAGCUUAGCUGCUGCAAAUUGAUAAACAGACUCAGCUAAAAAGCUUUCUUGCCAUCCAAAUCAGAUCAUACGACUACUUUUUUGGGAGGUAAAAACUGAUAGAUUUGUAACACGGAAAUGAAAGAAAUGAUGUGUAUGCAAACAGAGAAAGUGUAACUACCCAAAUGAAUAAUCAAAUGAUCUGAUCUUAGCGGAAACAAAGAUGGGAACACGAGAGCCAAACCCGCUUCUGUUUGUAAGGAUUUGGCCCGAUCAUUCCAAUCAAUGCUCUAGCGAUCGAGGAUUUAAUGAAAUCAAGAUCAGACAAUCACUGGCCCGCACGAUCCGCGCGUUCGUAUAGAACUAAGUUCGUGUUUGAGCCUGAUUCCCACUUGAUCGCCUUAAUCGUCCCAGUCGCCCCAAAACCUUGCGCAAACGAGACGGUCCAGAUUGUCACGUGACAAUCAGCCCUUAACUUACACACAGAGUCGUUCUAAUGUUUCUCAACAAAAAAUUUUAGUUAAUGAAAAGCGUGCACUUGGAAAUGGUAGGGUUUAUUUUCACACCGAG